Molecule: messenger RNA, 1791 nt
Organism: Hipposideros armiger (great roundleaf bat)
Lineage: Eukaryota; Metazoa; Chordata; Mammalia; Chiroptera; Hipposideridae
Gene: RHAG
Product: Rh associated glycoprotein
Exons: 9
Coding region: 16-1128 (370 amino acids)
Biological process (GO): ammonium transmembrane transport; ammonium homeostasis
Cellular component (GO): plasma membrane
Molecular function (GO): ammonium channel activity
Source: RefSeq, a predicted model, not a curated record
CAAGAUGUGCAUGUUAUGAUAUUUGUUGGGUUUGGCUUCCUCAUGACCUUCCUGAAGAAAUAUGGUUUCAGUAGUGUGGCCAUCAACCUACUCAUUGCUGCUCUGGGCCUCCAGUGGGGCACUCUUAUAUGUGGAAUCUUGCACAGCCAUAACCAGAAAAUUAACGUUGGAAUUAUAAACAUGAUAAAUGCAGACUUCAGUACGGCCACCGUUUUGAUUUCUUUCGGAGCUGUCCUGGGAAAAAUCAGUCCGAUCCAAAUGCUGAUCAUGACAUUGCUAGAAAUUACUGUCUUUGCUGGCAACGAAUAUCUGGUUGUUGAGAUAUUCAAGGCCUCCGACGUAGGAGCAUCGAUGACAAUCCACGCCUUCGGGGCCUACUUCGGCCUGGCUGUGGCAGGCAUCUUAUAUCGACCAGGCCUGAGAAGGGGACAUGCCAACGAGGAGUCUGUGUAUCACUCGGACUUAUUUGCAAUGAUUGGAACGCUUUUCCUCUGGAUAUUUUGGCCCAGCUUUAAUUCAGCCAUCGCUGACCCUGGAGAGAAACAGUACAGGGCCAUUGUAAACACGUACUUCUCUCUGGCUGCCUGCGUGCUCACAGCCUAUGCGUUCUCCAGCCUCGUUGAACACCGAGGCAAGCUUGAUAUGGUUCACAUCCAGAAUGCAACCCUUGCUGGAGGAGUCGCUGUGGGCACUUGUGCAGACAUGGAAAUUCACCCAUACAUUUCCAUGAUCAUCGGGAGCAUUGCAGGGAUGGUCUCUGUGCUUGGAUUUAAGUUUCUGACUCCUUGUUUUGCUACUAAACUGAGGAUCCAAGAUACAUGUGGGGUGCAUAACCUGCACGGCUUACCUGGUGUGUUAGGAGGCCUCGCAGGCAUUGCGGCAGUAGCCCUGGGAGCAUCUGACACGUCUACUUCAGUCAUGCAAACAGCCGCCCUAGGUUCUUCCAUUGGAACAGCAAUUGGUGGAGGGCUGAUCACAGGUUUAAUUCUAAAGCUACCUAUCUGGGGACAGCCAUCUGACCAGAACUGCUAUGAUGAUUCUGUUUAUUGGGAGGUCCCUAGGUGGCAAGAACAUGACAAUCGUUUCCAUGAACAUGGCGGUCAAGACGAGCUGGAACCUGAAGUCUAAAUACCAUUCCUCUGCCGCAGCUUCCUUUCCCAUUAUCUAGAAUCAAGUUUAAAUAAAUAAAAAGCAUCCAAUGAGAAUAAGGACCAGAAGGGAAGAUCCUGAGCCUCAAAUGUCCAGUGUAUAUAUAUAUAUAUAUAUAUAUAUAUGUCUUAACAUAAUCUGGUGCUGUCUCUUGAUAGUCACUGGUUGUUUGGUUGAAGGAACAUAACUCAUAAAACAGAUUGUCAGAUAGAUCCUAUUCAGCACUCCCGGACUACACUUGCCAGUGGGUAGGUGCAGGGUGAAUAUUCCACGUAUAUCCAUGUAUUUUCCUCCCAUGAAGGUAGAGUUACAAAGAAGCCAAUACUUUCUAAUUAUAUCAAUUUUUUUAAAUGCAGCUACUACAUCUUCAGACCCAAAGAUUGUAAAACUGAAGCCAAUAAAACCAUAAUGUAUGUAAGAAAUCUUUAUAAGAAAUAUGAAAAAUGUACAUAUGUAAAGCAGUAAUAUGAUUGUGUUUGGUAGUACUUUCUUGAUUUUAAAAAUGGUUGUUAGUGGUGUUAUGUCUUUGCUUGAAUAUUCUUAUGCUUAAUUUCUUUUGUAUGUUUACUAUUUGCAACAAGAGCUCAAAUGCUCUCUGACCAAAUUUUGUAUAAAAUUUCGAUGGAUUAAAUGUUAUUAUAA